This is a messenger RNA of Miscanthus lutarioriparius, 927 nucleotides long. NCBI's taxonomy places the organism in Eukaryota, Viridiplantae, Streptophyta, Magnoliopsida, Poales, Poaceae. The record is from the annotation of a GenBank genome assembly.
AUGGAGGGGGACCUCCCCGCGUCAAAAGGUAUCAUAAAGACCCUUGGCAUAGGGAUUGCCAACCGAGCAGCAGUGUUUUCUAUUACUGAAAAACAUGGUUUUGGGGUGCUGCACUGCGCGGCAUGCCAAGGACAUCUGGACGUUUGCAAGUACCUGGUCGAGGAACUUGGGGGUGAUCCUAAUAUCACUGGAUAUAAAGGUCUGACACCGAUUAUGGCUUCUGCUCAAUCUGAUGAUGUUUCAACUGUGAAGUAUUUACUUGGUCAUGGUGGUGAACUAAUGAAAUCAGAUGACCAAGGAUGGACUGCUCUACACCAUGCUGCGUCCACAGGCAAUAAGGCUAGUGCUGAUGUUAAUGGAAAAAGGUACUAUUACAUCUCCUCUGUUGAUCGCUACAGAAAAGGGAGAAAUGACAAUCCUCUCCUCCUGUUGCAGUUGGGUAGGUUGCCAAUAGAGCUUGCUGCAAUAAAUGAUUGUAGAGAAGAAGUUGAAAUGCUAUUUCCCUUGAUUUUGCCAAUCCCUAAUGUCCCAAACUGGAGUAUUGAUGGAGUAAUCUCGUAUGCAAUAUUUGAAAACGCAAAGCCAUUGAAUGAACAGCAGAUUGAAGGAAGAAAAGCUUUCCUCAAAUCACAGGCAAGUAUGGCAUUCAAGAGGAAGGAUUAUGAGUUGGCAUCGAAAUCUUAUAGUUUGAUGAUACAUCGCGCACCAGAUGCAACGCUAUAUUCAAACAGGAGCCUCUGCAAGCUGCUAAUGGGUGAUGGCGAAGGUGCUCUCUCGGAUGCUUAUCAGUGCAGGAUGAUGCGACCUGACUGGGCAAAAGCUUGCUAUCGUCAGGCUGCAGCUCACAUGCUACUCAAAGAUUACAAGCAAGCUUGUGACGCUCUCCUAGAUGCUCAAAGAUUGGAUCCUGGGAAUGACGAGAUCUAA